ACGCAGUAGCAUUGUGGAGGGAGUAGUCUCAGAAUCUCAAAAAGAAAAGAAAGAUGCCUACAUAGGAAGCGACUACGAAAGUAAAGAAGGGGCAAGGAUUUUGAGGAUACUUGAGAGAGCUGCAGAACCAGAACUUCUGAUGGCGGAGAUGACUUCAGAGCAGUUGAAUUUAUUUUCAUCCUAUCAAGCAAAGUUGGAGUCAUUGCGGCAGUCGGACCUGCAGAAAUCUCUUGAAAAAGCUCUGCAAGCUGCUGGACUUGCUGAAAGAGACGUCACUCCGUUUAUGCGAGUUAGAGUUGUUGGAUUGACUAGCCGAAGUACACCAAUGAAGUGCUGUCCAAAGGAAGGCUUAAUUACAAUAUGGAAUCCUACUGAGAAACAGCAAUGUGAGCUUGCAGAGGGUCAAGCUUUUACUGUAAAAGGGCUUACACCGAUAAGCUCGGACUCUAGCACCCUUUACUUGCAAGCGAAAGGGUCCACAGCCAAAUGGGUGCCUUUGUCUCCUGAGGCAAUCGAGCAUUUUGAGGCCUUUUUCUGUCCUCGCCAAUCAAUUUCAUUGAGUAAAUUGGGUGAAGUUCCUAUGUCCAGGGAAUUUGACAUUGCUGUGGUGGUUGUUUUUGUGGGGCAGCUGUAUAAAGAAGCUCAUCAAAUGAAACAGUGGGUAUUUGUAACUGAUGGAUCCACAGUUAUGUUGAAUUCCAACGAUGAAUCAGAAACCUUGGUGGCCAUCAGUUUCACCGCACCAUGCGUAGGAACUGAUUCAUUUGCACCAAUAAACUCUAACCUUGUAGGAUCUACGGUUUGUUUCUGUAAUCUCAUCAAGAGAGCAAGAGAUAAUAUUAAUAACCUCUGGGUAGCUGAAGCAACUGAAAAUUCAACCUAUUAUUUAAAUUAUGAUAAUUCACAUUGUUCUCAUCUAAAAGAUGCUGGUGCUUCUGCUGAAAGAUGGGCAAAAAUAUCUGGCUUGAGACUUGAAAAGCUUAGGGGAAGAGUUCUAUCUAUAAUUAGUUGAGUGUGGAACUUAAGCAGGGAAAAAGCUGGUAAUAAUUUUGUCACUCCAGCUAAAGAAGACGAUUGAGAUGCACACAUUUAAGGGUUGCACAUAUAUAGUGAGACCUAUUUAUAUAUCCCAGCCAUCUUUGAUCUGCAAGUUGAUGCAUUGCGGCGAUAUCAGUCGGCAAAAUGAUCCUGCCAACAUUAAGCGUUUGCUGUGGCUGAGUGGGAGUCCAUGGGUUGCUGUCGCUAGAACAAACUGUGCUAAUGUUUAAUCAAGUUGUCUUCAACAGUUUACAUAUUGUUGGUUUUGGUUUCGUCAUCUUAGCAUCAAUCUCUCUCCACAUUUUAUGUGUUUAGACCCCAAUUUGAUGGUUUUGAGGGCCUUAUUAUAGAACUAGCUAUAUUUCCAAUCAUGAAUUUGUGUUCCUUAGCCCAAGAGGUCAUAUGAGAUGUAGUGUGGAUGACAGAGGUGGAUCAAGAAUUUUGAGGUUUUGAAUUGCCAUACGGCCAAUAUCCUUCGUA
Capsicum annuum is the source of this 1518-nucleotide messenger RNA. Its product is annotated as protein BREAST CANCER SUSCEPTIBILITY 2 homolog B. Gene Ontology annotation, biological process: double-strand break repair via homologous recombination; regulation of DNA-templated transcription. Lineage: Eukaryota; Viridiplantae; Streptophyta; Magnoliopsida; Solanales; Solanaceae. The record is from RefSeq and is a predicted model, not a curated record.